Populus euphratica (Euphrates poplar) is the source of this 2086-nucleotide messenger RNA. RefSeq lists its product as uncharacterized. Bases 201 to 1766 code for a protein of 521 amino acids. The transcript has 7 exons. Gene Ontology annotation, molecular function: mRNA binding; demethylase activity. Lineage: Eukaryota; Viridiplantae; Streptophyta; Magnoliopsida; Malpighiales; Salicaceae. The record is from RefSeq and is a predicted model, not a curated record. Gene Ontology annotation, biological process: mRNA catabolic process.
AUAAAGCCUACCCUUACACGCGAGACAGCCCUCUCUCUCACCUGCCCCUCUCCCUUUCUCCAUCUUAUUCUGUCAACCCGAUAUAUACUCCCCAUCACCGAUAUCUCUGCCGGCAGACUCUUCAUAAAAUCCGAUAGCUGGUAGAUUUAAAAGGAAACGAUUGUUUCUUUACAAUCUAGUUAAGAACAUCAGCGGGGCUAAUGGCGGCAGGAGCAGUAUCGCCGACGGAUCAUCAAGGUACUCCACCAGUGGUGCCGGUGCCGAUGAUGAUGGCGGACACGAUUGCCAAGGACGCUAUUCUUGCCUGGUUUCGUGGGGAAUUCGCAGCGGCUAACGCCAUAAUCGAUGCUCUGUGUAGCCACCUGGCACAGCUGGAUGCAGGAUCCGAGUACGAGGCGGUGUUCGCGGCCAUUCAUGGGAGGAGGCUUAACUGGAUCCCUGUGCUCCAGAUGCAGAAGUACCACUCCAUUGCAGACGUGGCUCUGGAGCUAAAGCGAGUGGCUGAGACAAAACUGGAAGCAGCAUCAUUCGGAAACGUGGAGACUGAUAAAUUCAGCGAUGAGAAAGUAAAAAUAAGCGUGGAAAAUGGUCAUGUUGCUCAGGAAGAGGAGGAGGAUUCACCUGAUAGUGAUAUUACUGAUUCAGGAUCUCAAGAAGUGAAGCCUGCUAGCGAGAAUGACGAUGACAUAUGUGCCAAUCAUGAAGACUGCGGCGUACGUCCUUCUCAAAUCAAGCUGACAAAAGGAUUCACAGCCAAGGAGCAUGUCAAAGGGCAUACGGUGAAUGUUGUGAAAGGUUUGAAGUUAUACGAGUCAAUAUUCACUGAUUCUGAGCUCUCUAAGUUAACUGAUUUCGUCAACGAACUCCGGGUUGCUGGCCAGAAUGGUGAACUCUCAGGCGAGACUUUUAUUUUAUUCAACAAGCAGGUGAAGGGAAACAAGAGGGAGCUGAUUCAGCUUGGGGUUCCAAUUUUUGGACAUAUAAAAGAGGAAGCUGCAAGUAACAACCCAUCAAGCAAUAUAGAGCCAAUUCCAGUUCUUCUCCAAGGUGUCAUUGAUCACCUGGUUCAAUGGCAAUUAAUUCCAGAAUAUAAAAAACCUAAUGGAUGCAUCAUCCAUUUCUUUGAUGAGGAGGAAUAUUCACAACCUUUUCUGAAGCCACCUCAUCUAGACCAACCAAUCUCUACUCUUAUCCUCUCAGAAUCAACAAUGGCCUUUGGGCGUAUUCUCGGGAGUGACAGUGAUGGUAAUUACAGAGGAUCGCUCUCCCUGUUUCUGAAAAAAGGGUCUCUUUUAGUGAUGAGGGGAAACAGUGCUGACAUGGCCGGACAUGCCAUGUGCCCGUCUUCAAACAAAAGGGUCAGCAUAACUUUCUUCAGAGUGCGUCCUGAAUCCAAACAUGUGCAGUCACCACCAACUAGUCCCAUGACCCUAUGGCAACCUAGCAUCCCGAGCCCAUAUCCAGUGCCUAAUGGAGCUCUUGAUGGCUAUGAGCCAAUGGAUUCAAUGCCUCCUAACUGGGGAGUUCUUAGUUCUCCAGUGGUAAUGCUCGCUCCAAUGCGCCCUAUGGUCUUGAGUCCCAAAAGAAUGCCCAAUGGGGGUACAGGGGUUUUCUUGCCCUGGGCUGUAGGAUCUAGAAAACCUGCAAAACAUCUUCCACCCCGUGCCCAAAGAGGACGCCUUCUUGCACUAUCCUCUCCAGUCGAAACACAUGUAGCAGCUUCUGCUUCCAAUACAGGUAUCAGUAUUGAAGGGAAAUCGGCCUGAAGUUAUCCUGAGGCAGCUCUGGGGCCAAAGCAAUAUGAAUCAAAUACAAACAUGGCGCACAUAUACACCUCUCCUGAAGGAAGGAGCUCUCUCUUAUUGUACAAAAAAGUCUCUCGAGCUGCCAGAAGAGCUAGUUUUUUAAUUCGUUUCCUCUUUUUCCUCCCUAAGAAUGGGUUCUAAUCUUUGUCAGUACAUUAGGUCCCUAGGAUCAGCUGAGCUUCAAGUUUGAGCAGUGUGAAUUAGUUCUAGUUGAGGGUAGAAUUUUGUAUCAACUAAGGUUAUUGAAAUUUAAUCUUUUUUUACAGACAGAUUACUUGCUC